AUGGUAGAAGAUGUGGCACUGAUAGCCCCCAGUAAUCCCAGUAAUCCUGAAUGGACAAUUGAUACUGGGACCACCAAUCACAUGACUUCUAAUUCUAAGUUAUUGAAUAAGGAUACCAUUAACAAAACAAUAGUUCCUAAAAGAGCUCCAACUACUGCGUUGAACAAUUUGUCUGCUUAUGAAAAAUACUACAAUUGCGUACCUUCUCUAAAUCAUUUAAGUAUACUAGGCUGCUUGUGCUUUGCAAAAGAUUUAACUCAACAUGAUAGAAUGCAAUCCAGAGCUAAAAUUGCAAUACACAUGGGCUAUUCUGAUACACAAAAAGGAUAUGUGAUAUAUGACUUAGCUAAUAAUGUGUUUUUUGUAAACAGAGAUGUAGUGUUCAACGAAGACAUAUUACCAUUCAAAAUAAAAUAUGCUACAUCAAAAUCUUGCAAGGCCAAUGGGGACAUUGAGAGGUUCAAAGCUAGACUAGUGGCUAAAGGAUAUAGUCAAAAAGAAGGUAUUGACUACCAAGAAACCUUUUCACUUAUUGUGAAAAUGGUCCCAGUAAGGACAGUACUGUCAAUUGCUGCAGCUAAGAAAUGGCACAUCCAUGAAAUAAAUGUUUACAAUGCCUUUCUUCAAGGUUAUUUAUAUGAUGAAAUUUAUAUGGAGCUACCAAAGGGAUUUUCCAGUCAUAGGGAGAAAUCAGUGUGCAGACUGAUCAAAUCCCUUUAUGGUUUGAAACAGGCACCAACGCAAUGGAAUGCCAAGUUACCAAAGGCACUUAUCAAGUUUAACUUCAAGCAAAGCCAGUAUGAUCACUCAUUGUUUAUCAAAUGGUCCAAGGCACUGUGA
Molecule: messenger RNA, 840 nt
Organism: Lycium barbarum (goji berry)
Lineage: Eukaryota; Viridiplantae; Streptophyta; Magnoliopsida; Solanales; Solanaceae
Exons: 3
Coding region: 1-840 (279 amino acids)
Source: RefSeq, a predicted model, not a curated record